GUUUAUUAUAGUUCAUUUUUUCCAUACUUAGAGUUUAAUCGGAGCCGUUGGAUCUUUCCACUUAUUUCUAUUUCGUCUAUUGUCAGCACUGCGCUGUCAGCUGAGUGAAUUUAUGUUUUGUUUGGUUUUGUUGGUAGUAAACUGUGCGAACCGGUGAAGGAUUGUUUGGAUACUGUGUUCACUGUGUUCGUGUGUUGGGUAACGUUAUUGUUGACCAUCAAGAAGAUCCAUGUAAAUUGCGCACAGUGUAGAUUGUCAACUAGUUAUUAAGUCUUGUCUGGCGUUAAACAUUUGCAAGUGUGUACGAAAUAUUGACAUUAACGGAAAAGCACUGUUGAAAUGGAGGAAACUCUGUGGUACAUGCAGAGAGAUAUCCUGGAAAUUAUAUUCAGUCAUUUGGACGGAGUCUCUCUCAGUAGAGCACAACAAGUUUGUGCAACAUGGAAUGAAGUUCUGCGUGAUAUGUACGAAAGGACCAGUAUUUGGCAGAAAUGCUGUGAAAAAGAAAUACCAAAUGAGGUUCUUGAAGAAAUCACAAGUAAUUUAUACCCAGGAUGGUCCCACUGUGGUACAGAGACUAACUGGCAUUGUGUUUAUAAAGCAUGGCGCAGGUGGAUGAGGAAGAGAAAGACACCUUGCACUGUAAGAUCUGUUUUCUCAUCCGAGGAGAGACUUGAGUGGGUCACGAGUGUGAAGGCCUCAGGUUCUUGUAUUGUAACUGGGCAUAAGGAUGGCAGCAUCAAAUUUUGGAGUCGAUUCAGUGGCUUUUUGGGAGGAGUAUUCCAUCAUGCACGUGCUGUUACAGAUUUGGGACUUAUGAUAUAUAAUCCAAAAGGUAACUUGUUCAUCCAGAAUACAAAAUGGGAUGUGAGACACAACCUGUUAAUUUCUACCUCUAAGGACCGUAGUAUCAAAAUUAUUAACUUGGAGACUGGAUUUACAAGCUGGUCACUGACAUGUCAUCUAAUGCAGACCUGUAUGGUGAGAUCUUACAAGGAAAUGUUUGCAGUACUGUCAUUGGAUGACAUUGUUUCAUUGUGGAAAAUUUGCUCUUUAGAGUUUGACAAGGAGCCACCAUUGUUGAUAGCAACAGUUGCAUUCCAACAGCUGCCAGUGUGUGCCAUCAGUAUCUGGAGGUAUAAGUUUUCAGGACUCAGUGUCGAUGCAAGACGUUUCUGGAGGGACAAAAUAUGUCCAGGUGAUUUGGCAGUACUAGAUGAAGAUUUUGUGCACUUUGAAGGUGUAACUGAGUGCCAGAUGCUCGAAGCACAUGCAUGGAGAGACAAUAUAUACACAUGCAUAACAAGCGGACACACAAUAUGCGUUGCUGUAGACAACAAGGCUGUCCAGUAUAAUACAAUGCAAGAUCUGCGUUCUUAUCCUGUGACAAUAUUACUGUAUGGAAACAUACUUUUCCUUGGAAUGGAAUCAGGGGAUGUAAUUCUUUAUUUCUUUAAGGAUCCAGAAGAUCUGUUGAAUUUGGAUUUAAAAAACCACCACAGACGCUUUUCAUUCCAGCAUAGUCCUGUUUCAGCUCUUGACGUAGUUGAGUACGACACCUGCACUGCAAUAGUAGUAGGAACUUUGAAAAAUGUUUAUUGUGUUAAUCUUGUGUAUUAAGUAAGCACAGUACCUGUAAGCUCAAAGGGACUAUCAGUUAAGAUGUUCUGUAAUUAUUUUCUCUGUCUGUGAGAAGAUUCAGUGUUCCCUUAAAUUUAUUAGUCAAGAUUAUUUAUUCCAGAAGAAUGUUUUUGUUCUUAA
Schistocerca americana (American grasshopper) is the source of this 1761-nucleotide messenger RNA. RefSeq lists its product as uncharacterized. NCBI's taxonomy places the organism in Eukaryota, Metazoa, Arthropoda, Insecta, Orthoptera, Acrididae. The transcript has 7 exons. Bases 340 to 1620 code for a protein of 426 amino acids. The record is from RefSeq and is a predicted model, not a curated record. Gene Ontology annotation, molecular function: protein binding.